Megachile rotundata (alfalfa leafcutting bee) is the source of this 1928-nucleotide messenger RNA. It is a transcript of the gene eIF4H1, whose product is annotated as eukaryotic translation initiation factor 4H1. The record is from RefSeq and is a predicted model, not a curated record. Gene Ontology annotation, molecular function: RNA binding. Lineage: Eukaryota; Metazoa; Arthropoda; Insecta; Hymenoptera; Megachilidae.
UGCCAUCUUGAACAUAGUGAUUCACUCGACCCGCGCGGUCCCGGUCAGUUUCGUGCAUCCAAUAUGGCUGGUCGAGGUGGUUACGAAGAUUCAAGAGACUAUGGAGGUGGACAUCGAAGUGGCAGAAAACCGUUGCCAACCGAACCACCUUACACUGCUUAUGUGGGAAAUUUGCCAAAUGGAGUUGUUCAAGGAGAUGUUGAUAAAAUCUUUGAAAAACUUAACGUUAAAGGAAUCAGAUUGGUUAAAGAUAAAGAAACUGAUAAAUUUAAGGGUUUUUGUUAUGUUGAAUUUGAAGACUUGGCAGACUUAGAGAUGGCACUGGACAUGGAUGGGGCAGUAGAAGUAGAUAAAAGUUUGAUUAAAAUAGACGUAGCGGAAGGAAAAAGAAAUGACCGAGGAGGUGGUUUUGAUAGGAGAGGCCGAGGUGGUGGUGGCAGUGGAGGAGGCUUUAGAGGGAGAGAUGCUGGUCGUGGUGGAUAUGGUGACGAUUUCGAAAAAUAUUAUGCAGGAGGUUAUAAUGAUAGAGGGCAAUAUGGUGGCAGACAAGGUGGUAUGUGGGAGAUGAGGGGUAACCGAAGCAAUUAUACUCCAUUCAAUGAUGAUGCAGGUGGCGGAAGUCGAGACUGGUCGCGUAACUCAGCAGCUAGAUCAUAUGGUAAUAGACCACCUCCUCGAGGGACUGGGCCAGAACGAAAACCAUUUCAUGAUGAAGCGUUUAACAAAGACCCACCUCCAGCGGCAGAUACAUCUGGAAGAAAACGUUUGGUGCUAGCACCAAGAACAAUUCAAGCUCCUAUAAAUGCUAUGGCUGAAUCGAGUAAAUCAAGUUCAAUUUAUGGUGGUGCAAAACCUCGAGAGGAGAAACUUAAUACUGAUGACAAGUAAAUACAUUAUUAUAAUAAUUAGUUUCUAAUUCCCUAAAUUUCAGGGAAAGAAACUUUCCCAACAAAAAAAACUUUGAAAACAAACACAAGAUCACCUAGUUUCCUCGAAUGUAGUGGGGAACAUCUCUUCAAAGAUAAAAUGAAAUUAAAUAAUUUUUAUUUACCUCUAAAGGAGAGUCUUCCCCACAAAUACAUAAUGAUAAAAAGGUGAUUAAUGAGAUUUUUAAGUUCUACAUAUUUGGAAUUUUUAAUUAAAAAUGAAAUUUUCUCAUCUAGUGUCCUCUCUAUUUACAUUAUCUUAGUUGAAAAAAUGUAAUAAUAAAUUGGGAAUUUAAAGUAAAUACUUUGUGUGCAUAAUGCAUGCUCCAAUUAAUAUUGGUUAUGUGUAUUUAUAUAUGUACGUAUAAAACCAAUUAUCACACAUAUAUACAGAUAUGUGCGUGUGUGCUAUCUAUGAUCGUUGAAAUGAUACGAAAAGGACAUUUUAAUAUUCACGUCAAUUUGAAGUUGAAUUCGGUAUCAGUUUGUGAUAAUAUUGAGGGUAUGUGUACAAAUUAUUAAAAAAAAUAUAUUCUGUCAUCGCACGUACAUUUAAUUCCGUGCAAACUGUACUUCUGAUAUUGUACUCUAAAAUAAUGUUUCUCUCAAAGAGUACAAAACAUUAUCCUUUUCAUUUCCUUCCUUACAACUUUAUAGUUUUACUUCGAUACUAAUCAUUGUAUGUGCUUGUUAAAACGACUCGUGAAUGAUUGUUUAAUAGAGAAUCAUGUUCGAUUAAUAAUAUUAGGCAAUUGUUUACGCGCUUGUGAGUUAACGACAAACAAUUAAGAGAAAUAAAGAUAAUGUGUCGAUUAUUACGCAUUAAUAUUGUGUAACAGAUUAAUUAACUAUGCUAGUAAUAAAUGUCGAUUAUUUGGAAAAAAUAUCGAUGAUUAUGAGAUAAUAAAUAAAGGAAAACUUGAAUUAAUGACAGAUAUUAUUAUGUAAAACUAUGCUUGUAUAUGAUAAUAUUUCCUGAAUAAAGUAGUCGUUUGCCUCGUA